AUGAUUGAAGGCACUCGACGUCGCUUUCUAUACCACCUAAACUCGCGCUGGAUCUACGGCAAGAUUCCACUCCUUCACGCCGCCGUAUUCCUCCUCCAGAUGGCCGCCGUUUCUCUCUUGACGAGGAAAUUUAAUUCCUACUAUGCACAGCGACCAGUCCUUACUACUAUGAUCACCAACGCCGUGUUGGGAGGCAUAGCGGACACAGUAGCACAGACGUUGACCGCGGUGCGGCAGCGUGCAGUGCGCAAGGGCGACAAAGAUGAUUUCCUAGCGAUCGAGAUUCAUGAAUUGGACAGGCGGAACCCUUUAUCAGACCACGACCUCAUCCCCGACUCGAAGUUGCUACCUCCGCCAUUUGACUUUGAGCGUCUGACACGAUUCAUGUCAUAUGGUUUUUUAAUGGCACCUAUACAACACAAGUGGUUCGGGUUCCUCACGAGGACGUUUCCCAUCACCAAGACCUCUGCCAUGGUUCCCGCAUUGAAGCGCAUGGCUCUAGACCAGCUGAUGUUCGCUCCAGUCGGUCUGGCCUGUUUCUUCACCUUUAUGACUGUUGCAGAGGGCGGUGGUAAGCGUGCCGUCGCUCGCAAGUUUCAGGACAUUUAUAUCCCGUCUCUGAAAGCCAACUACCUGGUCUGGCCCGCAGUGCAGAUCGUCAACUUCCGCGUUAUGCCUGUUCAGCUCCAAAUUCCCUUUGUCUCCACCAUUGGUAUCGCUUGGACCGCUUACCUCUCCCUCACUAACUCGGCUGAGGAGGCUUAA
Messenger RNA from Didymosphaeria variabile, 765 nucleotides. RefSeq lists its product as uncharacterized. The record is from RefSeq and is a predicted model, not a curated record. Gene Ontology annotation, cellular component: cytoplasm; membrane. Lineage: Eukaryota; Fungi; Ascomycota; Dothideomycetes; Pleosporales; Didymosphaeriaceae. The transcript has 6 exons. The coding region runs from base 1 to 765 and encodes 254 amino acids.